AUGUAUGAGCAUUGGGAUGCUAAUUCCCUAUUUCCUAUAGCACCAACCUACGUGGAAUCUAAAACCUCUUUUAAGUGGGGGAAACCACGAGGAAAUUCUUUUAAGAUUAAUUGUGAUGGUGCUUUUUGCAAAACUAGUGGCAAAGCUGGCAUUGGGGUGAUUUGUGGGAAUUCAGAGGGAUCAUUUUCUAAAGGUUGGGCUGAAAAAGUAAAUGCUUCCUCUACAUUUGAUAUAGAGCUUCUAGCUGUCCAUAAAGUUGUCCUUCUAGCUGAGCAAUGGCAAUGCUUUCCUAUUAUCAUUGAGAUGGAUUGCAAAGACCUCUUUGAUGCUUUAAUUCAGAAAUCAUCUCGGUUUUGCCCCUGGCUACUACAUGGUUUACUUGCUGAGAUCUUUGAUUUAGUGACUGAUCGAAGUUCCUUUUCCUUUUCUCUCAUUCCUCAUGAGGGAAAUGAUUCUGUUGACCUUUUGGCUUCUAUAGCUUCAAGGGAGUUGGGACUUAAUGGUCUGAUUUUGGAAUCUCCACCUCCUCUAGCUAUUAUCAUCCUUCGUGAAGCCACUCUUGCUUAA
Messenger RNA from Neltuma alba, 567 nucleotides. RefSeq lists its product as uncharacterized. The record is from RefSeq and is a predicted model, not a curated record. Bases 1 to 567 code for a protein of 188 amino acids. The transcript has a single exon. Lineage: Eukaryota; Viridiplantae; Streptophyta; Magnoliopsida; Fabales; Fabaceae. Gene Ontology annotation, molecular function: RNA-DNA hybrid ribonuclease activity; nucleic acid binding.